UGUUGCUGCUAACUUGCUAUAUUAAAUGCAACGAAAACUCCUUUGCUUGUUGUUCUUUUAAGUUUUAAGCUUUUCGGGAGCAUGUUAAUCUCUUGUUUGUCUGCUUUGCUUGUUUUCUUGAACUUUAUGAUUCUUGUUUAUCAUGAUUUUCUAUUUGGAUUGGACUUGUUUAAUUCAUUCCUACGCUUUAGUAGUUGUACAGAGAAAUCGUACAGGCACAACAUAAAUCUUUUAGUCAAGAACUGUCAUUCAGUUUGUGGCAGGUCAUUGUUUAGUUCCUUUUUUCCUUUAUGGUCUGCAAUUAAGAUCGUUGAUUUCUGUCAUUAGAACCUGCUUUUGAGUUUUUCUUUUUGAUAUAUUGUUUAUCUAGUAUGGUCACAGAAGCGAGUUUGAUGUAUGAAGAUCUCAACUGCAGUGCUUAUGCAGUCUAUGUUUUGUAUUUAUGACUGUAUAGUGUAUAUUGGCACUGGGAUAAUUUCAACUACUCAAUUUUCAUAAUUGAAAUUAGAUUUGGGAAACUCUAGUUCAAGUGACUGUCCUCUUUUUCCAUUCAAAAACUUAGGAUUGGAAAUGCAAUAGUUGUCUUGAUUGUUGACUUAUAAAUGUAAAGGGAGUUGUAUGGAAAUUACACUGGCAUUUAGCUUAGGUUCAAUUGCAGGGUAGAAAAGAGUUGGCAGAUUCAGUUUCAUUAGCUAUUAAGAGAAGGAGUUAAAGCUGUAGAAUCAUUUUGUCUACCAGCUAGUGUUCAGUUUAGAUGAGGUAUUGAGAAUCUUUGCUCUUCAAAUUGCUUGAUAACUUUGACAAUGGCAUUUUUCACAUAACAAAAGGGUGCUAAUAUACCAAAAAAUGUGGGUGCAACAGAAAUUUGAUACUCCUAGUCUGCCUCGUUUGAUCCAACUUCUAGGGGGAAUGAUGAAUGCCUUCCUUGCUGCUUGUAUUAAAUGAAAGAAUGCAUUGAAUCGGUUCUAUCACUGUCCUAUUCCAUAUUUGUUAGCUCAGCAUUUUAGCUCCUUUGAGAUCUAACAUCUUCUGCAGUCGGGAAUAGAGCAGCAACAUUACUUCUCAUUGUAAGUAAUUUUUAUAGCUUAAAGAUGUUUUUCUCCCUUUCCCUCCAUGCUUUCUCUUUAUAACAUUGCCAUCUGCAUAAGCCACCAGCAGUGCCUUGAAGCUUUUAGGCACUUAGCUUGGUCCUUAACCUGCCCAAAAUCAAUUUCUCCAUUGUUAUCUUCAUUAUGUUCCUGACCUGGUUUGCAGCUUCUUUUAUUAACAUCUGUGCUGCCACUGCUUUUGGAUCAAAAGCAACUACAUCAAUGAGAUUAAUACAUGAUGUGAGUGGUGACCAGUGUUAUCCGUAACAAACAUGUUUUUAGCUAUUCAAGGAAAGGAUUGGGGAGAAUUAUCCAUUUGGUCAAAAUACCGAGGAAAGGCACUGCAACUGCCUCUAUAUGUGUUCUCUUUUUCUUUUUGCAGAAAGGAACAGGAGAAUGGCAAACUCUGCUGAAUGUUUUCUGAUGAGUCUUGUUAUGAUUGGAAUUCUUAGCCAAGUGACAUCAGAUGCCUUUGACCACAAAUAUAAUAAAGGCGAUCCAGUGCCUCUGUAUGUCAACAAAGUUGGUCCAUAUCACAAUCCUAGUGAAACUUAUCCGUAUUACGAUUUUCCGUUCUGUCCACCAGAUCUCUGGCAAGAGAAGGAGGAAUCUCUUGGGGAGGUGUUGAAUGGAGAUCAUCUUGUUUCUGCUCCAUAUAAUCUGAAUUUCAGGUUAGAUAGGGAAUCUCAUGUUGUUUGUAGAAGAAACCUGACCAGGAAAGAGGUUGCACUGUUCCGAACUGCUGUGUCUAAGGACUACUACUUACAAAUGUAUUAUGAUGACUUGCCAAUUUGGCAAUUCAUUGGGGCGGCUCAGACAAACGAUGUGGACACGUUUAACUAUUAUCUCUUCACAAAAGUCCACUUUGAUAUUUUCUACAGCGGAGAUCGUGUGAUUGAAAUCAACCUGCUAACUGACUCAUCAAACAGGGCUGACUUAACAGAGGACAAGGUUAUUGAUAUUGAGUUCUUGUACAGUGUAAAUUGGAAAGAAACGGACCUGCCUUUUGAUACAAGAAUGCAGAAGUACACAAUGUUUGCACAUUUUCCACUGAACAUGAAAAAACAUCAGUUUGCAAUCACAAAUUCAUUUUGGACGAUUAUCCUCUUAGUUGGUUGUCUGGUUGCAUUAUACGUGCGAGUCCUCAGGAAAGAUUUUAAUGAGUAUGAAAAUGAUGAGGAAUUGGCUGAUAAUCAAGGACACACAGGAUGGAAGAUCAUCCAUAGCGAUGUGUUCCGCUACCCAAAAUAUAACUGUUGCUUAGCUGCAGCUAUUGGUUGUGGAACACAGUUAUUUGCAGUUGUGCUGUCCAUUAUCAUAUUGGGGGUUGCUGGCGUAUUUCAUCCAUAUGACCAUGGAGUUCAGAAGGUUGCAUCGGUCAUCAUUUAUGCAAUAACUAAUGUCAUUGCUGGAUUCACUGCUGUUUCUUUCUAUCAUCAACUUGAAGGAAGUAACUCAGCGAAGAAUCUAUUUCUAGCAGGCUCUCUAUUCUGUGGUCCUCUUUUUCUUACAUUUUGUAUGCUAAACACUGUUGCUGGUAUCUACGAGUCCACAGCAGAGAUUUCCAUGGGCAAUAUUGUGAAGAUUCUUCUUAUAUGGGUUUUCAUAGCUUUGCCAUUGCUUUUGUUGGGUGGGACUCUUGGGAAAAUGACAAAGUCUGAGUUUCAAGCUCCUUGCAGAUCCACAAAGUGUCCUAGAGAAAUACCACCACUGCAUUGGUACAGGGCUGCUCUUCCUCAAAUGGCAAUUGCUGGAUUUCUUCCAUUUAGUGUUUUCUAUAUUGAGCUAUAUCCCAUCUUUGCAAGUAUUUGGGGCUUAAAAGUGUUCACAACGUAUGGAGUACUUUGUGUCUUUUUCAUUUUCCUUGUAACUAUCACGGCUCUUGUGUCAAUUGGUUUGACAUACCUUCAGCUUGCUGCCGAAGACCAUCAAUGGUGGUGGAGGUCCUUUCUUUGUGGUGGCUCAACUGGCUUGUAUGUCUACGCCUAUUGCUUCUUCUUCUACUUUCAAUCAGAAAUGAGCGGUUUCUUACAGACCUCAUUCUUCUUCGGCUACAUGACUUGCAGCUGCUUUGGCCUCUUUCUCCUGCUAGGCACUGUGGGAUUCCGCGCCUCUCUAAUUUUUGUUCGUCAUAUAUAUAGUUCUAUCAAGUUUGAGUAGCUGUUCUUGUCCUGUUAAGCUUCUGAUCGAUCUUUGCUUUGUCAUGUCUGUCUGUAGUUAAAUGUUACAGAGAGAGGUUUCAAGUUCUUGUCUUAGAAGAUCAGUGAAAAUAUAGCAAGUGGAUAAGAGUCACUUUGAAUUGUCAGAGUUAUUUCCAGAAGAAAUGUAUCAUUUCCUGCAUCCAUUUCAAUAUUUCCAGAGUUAAUUCUUCAGUGUAGACUCAAACUCAUGCUCAUUUGUUGAUAAUUCAGGGAGGUUCAUGUUAACAAAUCA
This is a messenger RNA of Coffea arabica (coffee), 3521 nucleotides long. The record is from RefSeq and is a predicted model, not a curated record. NCBI's taxonomy places the organism in Eukaryota, Viridiplantae, Streptophyta, Magnoliopsida, Gentianales, Rubiaceae.